AUGCGACCAUUCACGCAUAUGCCAAGCCACCGACUGUGGUGGGGCGUGCGAACGUAUGCGACAGGGGCAGCUGUGCGAGUCCGAUUUGCUCCAUCUCCCACUGGAUUCUUGCAUGUGGGAGGCCUUAGAACGGCGCUCCUAAACUACCUGUGCGCCAAGCAAAGUGGCGGUCAAUUCAUUCUGCGUAUGGAGGACACAGACCAGACGCGACUGGUGCCUGGAGCCAUGCGUGCUUUGCAAGAGUCUCUUCGAUGGGCCGGCAUCCAUUACGAUGAGGGACCUGACAUGGGAGGGCCGUAUGGCCCCUAUGUCCAGAGCGAGCGGCUCCCUUUGUACACCUCAUACGCUGACAAGCUCAUACGAUGUGGUCGUGCGUACCGUGAUUUUCGACCGCCGGUAUCUCGCGACAUGAGCGCACGGGCAUCUGCCAUACUUCGUGAAGCAUACUUGCCACCUAGUGAAAGUGAGGCGCAGGAGCGUAUUCAGCGUGGGGAGACGUUCGUCGUGCGCCUCAAAAUGGACCCCGGGCGUACGUUUUCGUAUGAGGACGUGGUAUAUGGGCCUAUGUCUUUUCGGCCUGAUGCUAUGGGUGGUGUGACAGAUGAUCCUAUUAUAAUAAAGAGCGAUGGCUGGCCGACCUAUCAUCUGGCCAGUGUUGUGGAUGACACAGAGAUGUGUAUCACACACGUUUUGCGUGGUGAGGAAUGGAUCCCUUCCAUGCCCAAGCACUUGGCUCUGUAUGAGGCGCUGGGUGCAAAACCACCUAUUUUUGUGCACCUCCCGCUUUUGAUCAAUGCUGAUGGCACGAAGCUAUCGAAAAGGUCGGGUGAUGUCCGCGUAGCUGAUUAUAUGGAGCAGGGUUGGGAGCCGGAGACGCUGGUGAACCUAGUUGCCCUCACGGGCUAUAGCUAUGCGAAUUUGGAGCAUGCUGAUCAUGAUGUCAAGACGAUGAACGAACUCAUCCGUGACUUUGAGCUUACUCGUAUCUCCCAUACGCGAGCCACACUCCCCAUGGACAAGCUUGUGUUUUUGAACAAGCAUCACUUGGCAAAUAAGCUGGCGCUCGCCACGACGUGUGAGCAGACCAAACAAGACCUAUUGUCGCGUAUCCGGCCGAUCAUUACCUCGUGGUACGGCGAUUAUUCAGAUGAUUAUAUCCUGCGCGUCGUAACACUGGGACAACAACGCGUCGAUACCCUACGCCAAGUGCCGGAGCGCAUGGCGUAUUUAUUCACCGAGCCGCGCUGGGAUACAGACACCUGCCGUGCUUUCCGAGCGUCUGUCCCGACGCCUUCUUUCCGACAGGUGGUACAGGCAGGUCAUGACUUGGUGCUACAAACGCGUGACAUACAUGGAGACUGGGGAGGGUGGAUAAAAUCAUUACAGGUGGCAGGGGGUAAGUCCGCCGUACAAAAAAGCUUGCGCAUCGCGCUGACAGGCGAACGAGCCGGUCCACCGCUAGCCGACAUUAUCGACAUUUUGGGGCCGCAGAGAGCAGCAACGCGACUCGCUGCAGCAUUGGCAUGGGAUAAGCAACAUCAUUAG
Malassezia restricta is the source of this 1545-nucleotide messenger RNA. RefSeq names its product glutamyl-tRNA synthetase. NCBI's taxonomy places the organism in Eukaryota, Fungi, Basidiomycota, Malasseziomycetes, Malasseziales, Malasseziaceae. Gene Ontology annotation, biological process: glutamyl-tRNA aminoacylation. The transcript has a single exon. The coding region runs from base 1 to 1545 and encodes 514 amino acids. Gene Ontology annotation, molecular function: tRNA binding; glutamate-tRNA ligase activity; zinc ion binding. The record is from RefSeq and is a predicted model, not a curated record.